AUGACAUCUUCGAAAUCCACACGAUUGAUUCUUGUCACCGGUGUUGCUGGAAAUAUUGGCAAAUAUUUUGCUGAGCAUGCAAACAAACAAAAAUAUAAACUCCGUUUAAUGGUACAUUCUAUUCAUGAACCGGAAAAAAGCGAACCGUUGAAAAACUUUGGUGAAGUUAUUCAAGGCGACUUAGAUAAGAUGGAGACAUUAGAUAAAGCAUGUAAAGAUGUUCAUACGAUUAUUCAUUUGGCAGGUGAUCCAGAUCCAAGUGGAACAUGGGAUUCGUUGAAGAAAGCAAAUAUUGAAGGUUUAUACAACAUUUUUCUAGCCGCAAAGAAUGCCGGAGUAAAACGAAUGAUUUAUGCUAGUUCGAUUCAUGCUAUAACCGGUUAUCCAAAAGAUGUACAAGCAAAGACAACUGAACCACCAAAUCCUGGAGAUCUUUACGGUGUAACGAAAUGUUUUGGCGAAGCACUCUGCUGUUACAUGGGCGAGAAAGAAGGUGUACCAUCAAUUGCGAUUCGUAUCGGAGCAUUUCAAGAGCAUGCAGCGGCGCAGAGUAAAGAUGCAAUCAAUAUGAUGGAUGCAUGGAUAUCUCAACGAGAUUGUGUUCAAUUACUGGAACGUUGUAUUGAUGCUCCCGAAGAUCUCAAGUUUGCAAUUGUUCAUGGUUUAUCAAGGAAUACAUUCAAUCGAAUGGAUAUCGAUUCAACCCGGCGACUUCUAGGAUACGAUCCACAAGAUAACUUUUUUGAAGAAUCAGAAGCAUUUAGAAAACUAAACAUGACUGAUGAAUUAGCUGGACAUAAUGUUAAGGAUGAUCGACAGAAAUCUGGUUUACGAGAUAAAUCACCAGAAGAUAAGAAGAAAUGA
Adineta ricciae is the source of this 864-nucleotide messenger RNA. Lineage: Eukaryota; Metazoa; Rotifera; Eurotatoria; Adinetida; Adinetidae. The record is from the annotation of a GenBank genome assembly.